This is a messenger RNA of Scheffersomyces stipitis CBS 6054, 3060 nucleotides long. RefSeq lists its product as uncharacterized. The coding region runs from base 1 to 3060 and encodes 1019 amino acids. The transcript has a single exon. The record is from RefSeq and is a predicted model, not a curated record. NCBI's taxonomy places the organism in Eukaryota, Fungi, Ascomycota, Pichiomycetes, Serinales, Debaryomycetaceae. Gene Ontology annotation, molecular function: myosin binding.
AUGAACUUCGACAGAUUGAACCCUCUCUCAAGCUACUUGGCCAGCUAUGGCGGAUAUGGAACGCCAAGUGAGCCGAAUCCCAAGCAUCAAGAACCUUCAAAAGCUCUGGCAGCCUCGAAUAUUUCAUCUCAACUAAGUCAUUUUACACAGAUGGCAACGUCCCAAUUGAGCCAUAUCCCACUUCUUUCAUCUCAUAAUCAGCAGAAUGCAUUGUCGAUUCCUCCGCCGCCAGAAAUCAGCGACUGGGGUAUAGAAGAGUCUGUAUCAUCACCGUCAAUGUCGAACCAUAACUUCUUCCAGAAUCAGCUACAACCCUUGCAUUCUAUCAGUCUGAACUUUGAUGAUGACAUUAAGCCUUACAAUCCUCAUGUACCGCAUCCACGAACAUUUAACCAACUGCAUCAGCUCUAUCAAGCUUACGAAAAUUACGAAACUAAUAGCCAAAACUACGACAACAACAAUCAUAGUAAUAAUAAUAACAACUAUGGCUCUAUUUAUAACACUGCAUACUACCAACAACCAGGAGAACCGGAUUUCUCCGACUAUUAUCACCAGUAUAUACCAUCGCCCUUACAUCCAACAACUGAAAACCUCUCGAAGUAUAUUCACAAAUACUUGUCGCUUCAUGGCAUCGAAAGAACGUUCUGGGAGAAAUUCAAAUAUGGCUUGGUUGUGUCUAAUCUAUUGGACGACACCAUGAUUCUCUCCAAAAGCGAACAGGCACUCUCAAAUCUCAAAGACACAAUUGAAGCUGAAAAGAUUGAGCGCAAGAGCUUUCCACUAGUAAAUACCUUGAAUUGUGAUGGCACUCAGCUUCGUGUUUUGGAAAAAUCGUACAGUCUUCACUACUCAAGGAACUAUGGGAAUUUAAACAAUGUCAUCAUCAUUAUUAACUUGAUUAUCUUCUUGAUGAAACAAGAGCAGAGAAGGCACUUGAAUUAUUCUGCAACCAUGUCGUAUUCAAACCGGAUGAAGAUGUUCAAGAUCUUAUUGAUUAUUUCGACCAAGUUGAUUAAGUUCAAUCGAUUCAAGCUUUUGGUGAUGUCGCAGCUGAAUUUGUCAUAUUUGAAUAGCUUUCUACUUCUGAACUAUUCUAUUAACAAGAAGCUAAUCCAAAAGUUGAUCAUCUUGAAGGAGUUGGAUGUUUACUAUUACGUUAAUCGUAAUAAGGACGAAGCGAAUCAUGAUAGUAAAUCCCGAGAAGUUUACAAAAGUUCUUUGAGAGAACAUCUUGCAAACACAUUACAUUUUUUGAACCUUAAUCUAAGAACUUCCAUAGCGAGAUUAUUGCCCAAUUUGAAUGGGGAUUUAUUUGAGCAGUAUUGCAACCUAAACAAUAUUGAUAUUUUGUUAUUGCAAGAAGACUAUCGAGAUGGGGAUGAGGAAGAAUUAAAUGGAAUGGAUAGCCCAGUCAGUUCUUCCAAGGAAAAAAAUAGCCUCGAUGAAAUUGUAUUCAAUAUGAAUAAAUUUAAUCAGCUAAGGAAGCUUUUCAUUUGUCAACUACUCACCAUUAAUGAAUCAUCGGUAAAGAAAAACUUUUUUAUCUACAAACUUAUGGAUCAAUUCCCACCUAUCAAAACUGAGGAUUGGGAGCGUGAUGACGACAUCACGGCUUUCAACAAUAUUGCUAAACUAGGCUUUAUCAGACAAGUCCUUCAUGACCACAAUAAAAUCACUAAUAGCUUUGUAUUAUUAUUUAAUCACUUUGAUGAUAUUCACAAUAACGAUUCAGCUGCAGUUGAGGUGAACACAAGAUUUAAUAUUUCCCAUGAAAACCAAGAUAUUCUAGCUGUGAGAGCCAACAGGAAUUCCAAAGAAAAACAGGCAGUUGAAAACUCUAAUGAAAUGGAGAACACCGAUAAAUAUCUUGAAUCAUUAAUUGGGAAAGUAAUCAAGCUUGGCACUAAUUUAAAGUAUUUCCAAUCGUAUAAUCGAUCUACAAAGUCGAUUACCAAUGUGGAUGAGUUUAACGAAAAGUUAAUGAUUUUUAAUCAGUUCGAAGAUGAUAUUCAAUCCAUAAAGGAAAUGUACCAUUUAAAUGCCAAAGAACUCAGCGAUAUAGAUGGAUGGACGGGACGGCACGCUUCUCCAGCAGAUUCAAAUGGUACUAGUACGUCGCCACGGAUUCCAUCUAGAGCCAAUAAAGGUGAAUUCAAUUUGAAGACUUUCCAUACUUCUUCCAUUAAGAAACGGUAUUCGUUACCGUCUUCUGUGACGCCCUUGAAAAUUCCUCUUGGAAGUCCUGUUACGCCCAGAACAAGUGUAGUUGACAGCGACAGAGUAUUAUCUCCUGAAGGAACAUCAGGAAAGAAAUAUAAACGGUUAUCAACUGGACUUCAAUUAGGAUUAUUAACUGUAUUUGAGGAUCCUAAACAACUGAACAAUGAAGUUAGACGGAAUAGCGCAGAAAGCAGAAGGUCGUCCACAGUAUCUGCAUCUCGUCGGUCUUCAGGACAAACUAAGACCCAAGUUAAAGGUAAUGGAAAUGUUGGUGUUUCUUAUGACGACAACUAUGUCAACAUUCUUCCUCCUACUAGUUACGAAACGUACAAUCAAGACGCCCUAGACCAGCUAUCAAACAGCAAGAAGUAUAAUAUAACUAGAAACUCCAACCGGUUUUCGCUAAACUCGGUGAAUUCUAACAUCAGUGGCUUGACUGAUUUGAUCAGCUCUACACAUAUCACUUCCUACGAUGAGGAAGACGUUCAAGACGGCUUGAUUAAUGAUUCAAUAAGAGAUAAAAGUUCCCUGCAAAUUUCAAAAGAAGAACUCAAACUCAAAUUGGAAGAAAGUUUCAACAGAAUCUACAACUUAGAAAGCGAGAAUAAGUUGUUGAAGUUGAACAAAAACACAACGAACUCAGAUCACGACACUGUCAAAUUUGACAAUGCUUCCAUGAAUGAGCAUCUGGAGACUUCGGUAGAAAAUAGAGCGUCUCAAGAUAGCUCUAAUGAAUUCGAGGAUUCUGGUUUGGCAAAGCCGUUUUUGACUGAAUUAGAACAAAGCUUGUCUUCACACCAUGGUAUUCAAGCAGCCAUUUCUGAGUCAGAAAUUACAUGA